Pseudomassariella vexata is the source of this 467-nucleotide messenger RNA. RefSeq lists its product as uncharacterized. The transcript has a single exon. NCBI's taxonomy places the organism in Eukaryota, Fungi, Ascomycota, Sordariomycetes, Amphisphaeriales, Pseudomassariaceae. The coding region runs from base 32 to 340 and encodes 102 amino acids. The record is from RefSeq and is a predicted model, not a curated record.
CGUUGAUAGCACCUAAUCGAGGUCUCUACCAAUGCGAUGCAACCCAGGUCGUGACACUAGGUGUACCGAUACACCUACCUUACGUUUAAGCUCCGUAUACGUUAUUCUAGGAUCCCGGCGGUAUAAAACGACUAGAUGUCUCUCGUCUCUUGCGCUUAGAUUUCUAGGGGCACCUAUCCGCUUUCUUGUAGCUGUAGUUUUAGUUAUUCUAGCGCGUCCGGCGAUAUUAGUAAUAGUUCAGGGCCUUGACGUGCCGAACGCGUCUGCUACCUCCUUCCGACUUAUACUACUUGCCCUAGCGGCUACAAUAGCGGCUCUAGCUUCUAGACUGAAUUCGUAAUUAGCGCCGCGAUUACCGCUUAUUUCCAUAGCAAAAGCUCGAAAAUCCAUUGCAAAUUGGGGUUGUAAUAGCUAGUUGAAAUCAAUAGGCUGAUAUUUUUGUUGUUUUGAUUACUAAAUUGGGGUGU